CCCUUUUAGAAACCCGGAUGUGUGACGUCACUCGGAGAACUGUCGCCAUCAUUUAGCUUUAUUGCCCUUUGAAGCCUUACAUUUCCUCAAAUUUCGACAAGGAAAUAUAAUCGGCUCACAAAAACGCACAAGUGACAGUUCAAAAUGUAUCGUUCGUCCCAGCCCGGAGGAGCAGCAACAGGGGCUGCGGAACAGGAAGGGGGCGCGAGGCCUCCCAAUCCGCAGCACCAGGCCGCUUCCAAGCGGAUACAGCAGACCCAGGCGCAGGUUGAUGAGGUCGUGGAUAUCAUGCGCACAAACGUGGAAAAGGUGCUGGAACGAGAUCAGAAGUUGUCCGAGCUGGAUGAUCGUGCAGAUGCUCUGCAACAAGGUGCUUCACAGUUUGAGCAACAGGCUGGAAAACUGAAGAGGAAGUUCUGGUGGAAAAACUGCAAGAUGUGGGCAAUCUUAAUCGGUGUUAUUGUGGUCAUUAUUAUCAUUAUUGUUGCCUGGGCUGCGAGCGGCUAAUUCAUCACUAGUAUGUUUGUCGAACGGCCAUGACGAAAGCAGACGGCGUUCUUAGAACAAAAGACCCAAAGAGCGGAAGAGCACAAAAACGACAUGUCACCUCAAAAAAAAAAAAAAAAGAUGAAUGAAAGAAAGAAACACUUUAUGCCCUAUGAUUUUCCAUUUUCAGGAAGAGAAUGUUAAGGUCAGGUCUUGUCCAUCUUGUUCAAUGUUGGUACGUCCGGUCCUGUCGUCUGCUUGCCGUUCAUAUUCUGUACGAACGUGGUGUGCAAUAUGGCUAUACUUGUUACUUUUGGAUUCCGGUGUGAAUGCAGACGUGUGGCUGUUUGAAGGAGUCUUACACUAUUGUGUAGGUUAAGAUAUUCCCGGCUUUCUGCCACAGUGGUGUUCAGUUGCUGUACACAAUUUUCUUAAUCAGUAUGGCAGUGACAUAUAUUUUGCAAAUGUUAGACUUUUGUGUAUGUGUAUACUUUUGCUAGUUUAUGUUGUAGUCUUUUUGGUGCACAGAUUAACAUAGUUUGUGUAAAUCUUGUCUCCUCGCAAAAAGCCAUUUUUGAAAGUUUUGUUGGUCAGACUUCGCCUCUUCUCUCAGAGUUUGUGCAGAAUUGUACCAAAUAAUUUUUGCACAGUUCAAAGUUCAGCAAUUUUUUAUUUUUUUUUGAACUGAACUGAACUGAAUAGUUUUCAAGGUAUUGUUGGCUAUAUUUGGUACGAGAAGCACUGGCAGUUUAGACAGUACUCUCUUGAUGUAGUGCUCGGAGGGCUUUGUGUAAUCGACAAAUUGCGAAUUUUCGAGAAACAGGGCGCUGCCUUAAGUUUCGACGUUGUUCGAGUAGGUCCCUGACAUUGCGCGGUUCGGUGAUGCAGGCUUGAUGGUGCAACCUGUCUAGCACACCAUGCUCUGUGUUGCUUAUUGUGAGGAACUGUUCUGUUUCUGUUCUGCUCUGUUACUUACGUCGAGCUCUGUCAGAAAGCAUAUGUUACAAUGGACAGGUGCGGCAGAUACAUUCCCCGCUGUUGCAGCCACGUCAGGUCUGCGACUCGCUUCCGAUUGAUUUCAAAAUUUAUUUUUGUUGACAAAAAAUACCUCUUGCGCGGCUUGAAUCUCAGCAGCGGUGCACUGGUGCGGCGCACAUAUCAGAGUCAGUUUAUCGCUCGGUGUGGGGGCGUACACCACGAUGACUUGCCGUUGUGUGCACACAGUUGUAACAUGCGCUUGUGUUUCAGUCUACUCUGUAACAACAACCACAAAAAAGAAAGAAUGACCACCAGGGAGCAGCAGAUGACCACCCACCGCCUUGCUUUGCGCUUUUCGUGAGGGGCCGUGCCGCCAUUUCUUGAUGCUAUUAGCUGCGGCAGGACUGUGUCAGUCGGCUUACAGGACUGGAGACUGUGAGAACGUCGUACACGAAGCCUCGGCUAGCUUGCUGCUUGGUUGUAGUGUUAGAAAAUGGGUCUUUCUUAUUUUCUUUUUUUUUCUUUUCCAGCUACUUCGUGUACAUUUUGUAUUUAUUGUGAAGUUUUUCGUUUUAUAGAAUUCCCUUCCAUUGUAAGUCAUGAGUUAAUGAAUUGAUUAAAUCUCUAUGAAGGUGUAAAUCGAGCAGGCACACUGUUGCGGGGCCCUCUCUUGACACAGACAAAUCACACGUAGGCAUCAUGGGGCUUGUAUACCAAUCGUACCCUUACACAGCACGAAGAAUAGUGCCGAGACCAGUAUAUGUGGACUGCUCUCUUUGCCCGUACUACAAGCAAUCGGAUAUUGUGGCCGAUAAGUCAUAACUUAUUCCAUUGCACCCCGAUUGCCCUAGCGGUCCUGAGACACUGUACCAGUAAAAUGUUUAGCUUCUCUGUAGAGCUAGAUAUGUUUGAACGUGACUGCAUUUUCGGCCUGCUUUAUCGGACUUUCUUUUACAGAGAAACGAUUUGUGCGCCUCCUGAUUCGACUGUGGUCGUCUUGUAUUCAGGCUUGUAACUGAUGUCUAUAAUUCCAGCACACAGGAAAAAAAAGCACUAUAGGUGAAGUGAACAGUAGGAACAAAAAAAAAAAAAAAAGCUGUGUCCCGUGUCCACGAAAACGUCUCCCUACUUCCCCUUUUGCUCUUUGGAAAACGUUAUAUAUAUAUAUAUAUAUAAACUCUUCACAUGGUAACUAUUGUAUAGCAGCAUAUGUGUGUAAAUAUAUAUGUAUAUACAUAUUACACGUGUGUAUAUAUAUAUAUAUUGGUGUACAAUACAGUCGGAAGGUAUGUACCACUAGCCCUACUCUCGUAUCCACCAUUCUCUCUCGGAGUGUUUCACGAGUUUCCAUGGGUUUGAAUUAGGCUUCGCAACUUGGAAGAUGCCUGUGAUGUUAUGAUGAUGUUGUUGAUAUAUUUAAGAAAACUUAGAAGGAAUUAAGUAAUAAAAGCACUACUAGCCUUUG
Molecule: messenger RNA, 2929 nt
Organism: Ornithodoros turicata
Lineage: Eukaryota; Metazoa; Arthropoda; Arachnida; Ixodida; Argasidae
Product: vesicle-associated membrane protein 3-like
Exons: 7
Coding region: 145-507 (120 amino acids)
Biological process (GO): vesicle fusion; vesicle-mediated transport
Cellular component (GO): SNARE complex; plasma membrane
Molecular function (GO): SNAP receptor activity; syntaxin binding
Source: RefSeq, a predicted model, not a curated record